CGGGCUCGGCCGGCCGGUGCCCCGGCCCUCUGCCCGCCUCCAGCCUUCGCCGCCCACCUGGUCCCUCCUUCUGCCCCUAGCCGCCAUGGAGCAGCCGCCAGCGCCCAAGAGUAAGCUAAAAAAGCUGAGUGAAGACAGUUUGACUAAACAGCCUGAAGAAGUUUUUGAUGUAUUAGAGAAACUGGGAGAAGGGUCUUAUGGAAGUGUAUUUAAAGCAAUACAUAAGGAAUCUGGUCAAGUUGUGGCAAUUAAACAAGUACCUGUUGAAUCAGAUCUUCAGGAAAUAAUCAAAGAAAUUUCCAUAAUGCAGCAAUGUGACAGCCCAUAUGUUGUAAAGUACUAUGGCAGUUACUUUAAGAACACAGACCUCUGGAUUGUCAUGGAGUACUGUGGAGCUGGCUCUGUCUCAGACAUAAUUAGAUUACGAAACAAGACAUUAACAGAAGAUGAGAUUGCAACCAUUCUCAAAUCUACUUUGAAAGGACUAGAAUACUUACACUUUAUGAGAAAAAUACACAGAGAUAUAAAAGCUGGCAAUAUUCUCCUCAAUACAGAAGGACAUGCAAAAUUGGCAGAUUUUGGAGUUGCUGGUCAGUUAACGGAUACAAUGGCAAAACGCAACACUGUGAUAGGAACUCCGUUUUGGAUGGCUCCUGAGGUCAUUCAAGAAAUAGGCUAUAACUGUGUGGCUGACAUCUGGUCCCUCGGCAUUACUUCUAUAGAAAUGGCUGAAGGAAAACCUCCUUAUGCUGAUAUACAUCCGAUGCGGGCUAUAUUUAUGAUUCCCACAAACCCACCACCAACAUUCAGGAAGCCAGAACUUUGGUCUGAUGAUUUCACCGAUUUUGUUAAGAAGUGCCUAGUGAAGAACCCUGAGCAGAGAGCCGCUGCAACACAGCUUUUACAGCACCCUUUUAUUAAGAAUGCAAAACCUGUAUCGAUUUUAAGAGACCUGAUCACAGAAGCAAUGGAGAUCAAAGCUAAAAGACAUGAAGAACAGCAGCGAGAACUGGAAGAGGAGGAAGAAAAUUCGCAUAGUGCCACAAGAUUACCAUCAGCACCGAAAGUAUCUACAUUUAAAAGUAAUCAGGAUGAGGAUGAGCUGGACUCCCACACCAUGGUGAAGACGAGCUCGGAAAGCGUGGGCACCAUGAGGGCCACGAGCACCAUGAGUGAAGGGGCCCAGACCAUGAUUGAACACAACAGCACCAUGUUAGAGUCUGACUUGGGGACCAUGGUUAUAAACAGCGAGGAUGAGGAAGAAGAAGAUGGAACUAUGAAAAGAAAUGCAACUUCGCCACAAGUACAAAGGCCGUCUUUCAUGGAUUACUUUGAUAAACAGGACUUCAAGAAUAAGAGUCAUGAAAACUGUCAUCAGAAUAUACAUGAACCCUUCCCUAUGUCCAAAAAUGUUUUUCCUGAUAACUGGAAAGUUCCUCAGGAUGGAGAUUUUGACUUCUUAAAAAAUCUAAGUUUAGAAGAACUACAGAUGCGGUUAAAAGCACUGGACCCCAUGAUGGAACGAGAAAUAGAAGAGCUUCGUCAAAGAUACACUGCGAAAAGGCAGCCCAUUCUGGAUGCAAUGGAUGCGAAGAAAAGAAGACAGCAAAACUUCUGAGUCUAAUUUCCUUUCUGUUUGUUUCUGUGAAUGUUCUGGAGACCAGGAAGCCACUGAGAAUGGAAGAAAUUUUAUGAUUUUUUUUAAUCUCUGAGAUUUGGGCCCUACAGUCGGGCAGCAGCCAAAAACGAUGAUGGUACAAACCCAGGUGAAUUCCCGGAAGACAGGACUUAACACGGUUUCCACUGUGUUUUCAUUUUUAAAUGAUGAAAACAGCAGAAGUGCAUUCUUCUCUGUAUCUGUCAGCUACAUACCAGCACUAAAACUGUGUUGUAAAACGAAGGCUGUGUUUAGAAACCUUGAAAAUCCAAAGCUAUUGUUGAAUUGUACAGCACCGAAGGGCUUUAUGUUACAAUAUUCUUUAUUCUUUUCUAAUAGCCUAUUUAUUGUAUCCCUCUAGGUAAACUUAUUUAUUUAUGCUAUUUCACUUUGUUUUGUAAGGGCAAGAUCAGGAUAGCUUUGGUGAAGGUCGGGACAUAUUAAUAGAUGACAGUGUACAACCAAAUUAUACUGUAAGCCAGGAGCUACCGGGUACAUUCCUUGAUUUCCAGGAUAGUUUUCCAAUAGAAGCAAAGCAAUAAUAGCAAUAGUACAUAAAUGGGCCAGGCAAUUUUUUAUACUGAAGCAAUAAUUCAUUUUUACCUUCUGAAAUUUUAAUUUUUUUAUUUCUGACGUUUGGUACAAAUAGGAUUAUAUAUAUUUAGGUCAUACAGAGCUAUAAUGUUUAAAACCAAAGAAAUCAAUGGAACCCUUGCACAAAAAUGUAUGGUGAAUAUUUUAAAAGAAAUAAAUCCUUAAGACAAAUGUAAUUCUUAAUAUUGUUUCAUGCUUCAUGGGUAGGUCUGAGAGCUAAACUGUAUCAAAUUGUAAUAAGCUCAUCACAUUUAUUUCUGUGAAAAUGCUCAGUUGUCCCCAGACUUUUUUGUUGAUUUCACUUAUUUGCUGGGAAUUGGUAAACAUCAUGUGCCUGAUGAUAACAAAGUAGCAGAAACGUUUGUACUGAUCUGUGCAAGCCCUGGGGACUGGGGAAAAAAAAAGAUUAAAACCAUUAAAAAGAAACUCAUUUCUAAGCUGAAUGAACAUUUGCAUGAUUGAACCGGGACCAGUCAUUUCCUAAACUACAUAUGGCCAUCUUGACAGCGUUUGUUCUUUUGUGUGUUUAAUUACUAUGUGUAAAUCAUAAAAACAAAUAAAUUUACUGUGCCACCCAG
This is a messenger RNA of Odocoileus virginianus texanus, 2829 nucleotides long. The record is from RefSeq and is a predicted model, not a curated record. Lineage: Eukaryota; Metazoa; Chordata; Mammalia; Artiodactyla; Cervidae.